ACUCCAUUCGUCUUUCUCUCUCUCUCUCCUCGUCUUUUUUUUUUUUGACUGCUCUCUCUCUCUCAUCUUCGUAUUCCUCUCUUAGCUAGCUUCUCGUCAUCGUCGACACAACUCACAAGCACAGAGCGAGCUACUUUGCCUAGCAAGAAGCCAAGAACCUUAAUUACCUUGAGGAUACAGUCGCAAUGGGGAGGUCACCGUGCUGCGACCAGGACGCCGGGGUGAAGAAGGGCCCGUGGACGCCGGAGGAGGACAAGCUGCUGGUGGACUUCAUCAAUAAUAACGGCUACAUCAGCUGGCGCAACCUCCCCAAGGUCGCCGGCCUCAAACGCUGCGGCAAGAGCUGCCGACUCCGCUGGACCAACUACCUCCGUCCCGACAUCAAGCAUGGCAACUUCACCGACGACGAGGAGGAGGCCAUCAUAAACCUCCACGCCAUGCUCGGAAACAAGUGGUCAUCUAUAGCGAAGAAACUGCCGGGCAGGACGGACAACGAGAUCAAGAACUAUUGGAACACGUACCUUCGCAAGAAGCUCCUCGGCAUGGGCAUCGACCCAGUCACGCACCUCCCGCGCACCGACCUCAACCUCCUCGCCGGCUUCCCCAACCUCCUCGCCGCCGCCAACCUCGCGGGCCCCCUCGCCGCUGCCGCGCACACUACGUGGGACAUCAACGCCCUCAUGCUCCAAGACGACGCCGUCAUCCAGCUCCUCCAGGACCUCUCCGGCGCACUCACCAUCGCCACUACCGCCGCACCCAGCGUCGACCUCAUGACCCUCCUCGCCGCCAGCAAUGGAGCUGUCGGGCAGCCCGCCGGCGCUGACCCAGACAGGGUCCAGUACGAUGGCCUGCUAAACCUGCUGGCGUUGACCAGCAUGCCGCCCAUGGCGCUGGGGAUGUCCUCCUUCGUGGGGAUGUUGAACGGUUUCAGUAGCGGCGGUGCCGGGAGCGCCCUCGCCAUGGACGGGCUGAGCCCGACGGAGCUCGGGCGCAGCGGGCCGAGCGGGAGUAAUAUUACGGCAGCCAUGGCGCCACCGUUGGUAGCGGUGGAGGAGUGUAAUGCCGGUUGCGGAAGCGAUGGGGGCAUGACGCCUUGUGAGGAGACACCGUUCGACGGGCUGGAGAACAUGAACCUGGACGACCUCAACGACAGCGACAAUUGGAAGGACUCCCUAGAGCAAAUGUUAUAUAGUUGAACCUGAAUGAUCAGCUGUGAGAAGAAAGGACAUAAAUAUUUCAUAGGAAAUAAAGAAUGAAAAGUUUAAAAGCUGGAGGGAUAGUUCUUUGAAUUGGUUGCACACUUCUUUGGAGAUGUGAAGUUUGUUUGUUGAUUGGACAAAAGGUGGUUUGGUCCCCUUGUAGCUAUGUACAAAGAAAGUCGACAGAAGGACACGUAAACUCAUUUCAAUGUUUCCAAUUUGUCUUUUUUAUAGUUUUUUCCUUUUUCCUUCACAAGGUAGAUAUAAAAAAAUAAAAAAAUAACUUUCCUUUUCUACUCCCUAGUGUGACUAUUCAUAUGUACUUGUGGACACAUAAUUUACUAUUAAUGUUACU
Phragmites australis (common reed) is the source of this 1554-nucleotide messenger RNA. Its product is annotated as transcription factor MYB41-like. NCBI's taxonomy places the organism in Eukaryota, Viridiplantae, Streptophyta, Magnoliopsida, Poales, Poaceae. The transcript has 4 exons. The record is from RefSeq and is a predicted model, not a curated record. The coding region runs from base 186 to 1196 and encodes 336 amino acids.